AUGGACUUGGUUGGAGGUAGAGGUAGGGGUCGAGGUAGGGGCAGAGGCAGAGGUAGGGGCAGGGCCCCUCCAGUCGAGAUGUGCGAGGAUGAGGUAGAGACACCAGAGUAUGAACUGCCAGUUCCACCAGUGAUUAAUGUGGAGGAUGCCACUCGCUUGUCGAAAUUGGCAAAGGAAAUUUAUAGUCUGGGAGCAAUUCCAUUUAAGGGUGGCACAGACUAUAUGUUGGCAGACCAGUGGAUCGAAAAUAUGAAGGGCUACUUCCAGAUGGUGAUUUGUGAUGAGCUGGAGAAGAGGAACAUAACAUCGUUUAUGCUUCAGGAGGAUGCACGGUUGUGGUGGAAUGGCACUGAGAGGAUGAUGGACGUGACCACUCUAACUUGGGAUGGCUUCGUGGAACUCUUCAGGCAGAAAUACUUCCCAGUUACAGUGAGACAGCAGUUGGAGAGACAGUUCCAUUCACUAACUCAAGGGAAGUUGAGUGUGAGGGAGUAUGAGGUAGAGUUCAACAGGUUGUAUCAGUUUGUGAGACAGUUAGAUCCUGAGAGUUUGGCCAUGAAGUUUCAGUUGGGGUUGAACCCAUCGAUUCGGCGUGACGUAGCCAUUCUGGGACUAAAGGAACUAAGACUCGUUGUGGCUAAGGCAUUAACCAUUGAGCAGGAAAACCAGAUUCUCCUGGAGGAGCAGACAGUUGAGAGAGAUUUUCAGAGGAAGGGAAAAGCAGUUGCUGAGAAUAGCCAUACAACAGGCAAACGAAGUAACUUCUGGAAGAGACAGAGGACUAACCAGCAGGCACCAACUAGGGCCAUAGUCGCAGCACCUACUAAUGGGAUGCCUAUUAGACAAGUGGCACCUCUGAAAUGUUUCAAUUGCCAUGAGUUGGGGCACAUUUCACGGAACUGCUUGAAACCAAAGAAAAUAGUGUGCUAUACUUGUGGUCAGGCAGGACAUAUCUCUCGGGAGUGUCCACAUCAAUGGGAUAGGGGCCAAAGAAACCAGCAGAGGCAGCAGCCUCAAGGUCAGGCUAGAGUCUUCGCCAUUGGACAGGGAGGCACAUGGGUGGAAGGUACCUUAUCUAUCUAUAACUAUCUUGCUAGAGUACUGUUUGAUAUGGGAGCCUCCCAUUCCUUUAUAUCUAGUUCCGUGGUAGAUGUAUUGGGCUUGAUUUCCAUACCUCUUACUGGGUCAUUAUGUGUUACUUCACCUCUCGGUGUAUCUCUUGAGCUUGAUAUGUUUUGUAAUGAUUGCCCUCUUUGGAUAUGUGGUAAAGAAUUCUCUGCAUCGUUGAUUGUGAUACCAGAUCACACAUAUGAUGUGAUUUUGGGUAUGGAUUGGUUGAGCCCGAACCAUGCAUUGAUUGAUUGCUUUAGGAUGAUUGUGUCCUUUCGUAUUCCGGGACAACCAGUGUUUCAUUACCAUUGUCUGAGGUCCGACAUCGCCAUGAGGACAGGGACUUUGGCUCAUAUUGAGUCAGGGAGUAGUACUUCUGAGAUUUCAGGGAUUCCUGUAGUUUCAGAGUAUGCUGAUGUGUUUCAGGAGAUACCAGGGUUGCCUCCAAAAAGGGUAAUGGACUUCUCCAUUGACGUAAUACCAGGUACUGCCCCUGUAUCGAAAGCACUCUAUCGGUUGGCUCCAGCUGAACUUCAGGAGUUGAAGGUUCAGAUUGAUGGAUUACUUGCUCAAGAGUUCAUACAGGCUAGUGUAUCUUAUUGGCUUGCACCAGUACUGUUUGUAAAGAAGAAGGAUAAUUCACUUCAUUUAUGUGUGGAUUAUCGGCAGCUGAACAAGGUGACCAUCAAGAACAGGUACCCUUUGCCUAGAAUUGAUGACUUGUUCGAUCAGCUUAGAGAGGCUACUGUGUUCUCAAAGAUUGAUUUGAGAUCUGGAUAUCACCAGUUAAGGGUGAAGGAUGAGGAUAUUCCUAAGACGGCAUUUAGAACUAGGUAUGGGCAUUAUCAAUUUCUUGUCAUGCCUUUUGGUUUAACUAAUGCACCUGCGGCAUUCAUGGACUUGAUGAACCGUACGUUCAGUCCUUAUUUAGAUCAGUUUGUGGUGGUGUUUGUUGAUGAUAUCUUGAUUUAUUCAAAGUCGUCUGACGAACAUGAGAAGCAUUUGCGGAUUGUACUGCAAACAUUAAAAGAGAAGGAGUUGUACGCCAAGUUAGAGAAAUGCGAAUUUUGGCAGAAAGAGGUCAAGUUCCUUAGUCAUGUAGUUUCGAAGGAUGGAGUUUCGGUGGAUCUUUCGAAGGUUAAAGCGGUGAUGAGGUAUUACAGGCGAUUCAUUGAGGGGUUUUCUAGUAUUGCUUCGGCUUUGACCAAGUUGACAAGGAAGGACACUCAGUUUGUAUGGACGGAUGAGUGUGAGAAGGCUUUCAACGAAUUGAAAACAAGAUUGACUACAGCUCCAGUGUUAACUAUUCCUACUAGUGGUGGUGGUCUAGUUAUCUAUAGUGAUGCAUCUCAUCAGGGUUUGGGGUGUGUGUUGAUGCAGAAUGGUGGUGUUGUUGCGUAUGGUUUUAGACAACUAAAAAUUCAUGAGCGGAACUACCCCACUCAUGAUCUAGAGCUAGCUGCAGUAGUGUUUGCCUUGAAGAUUUGGAGACACUAUCUAUAUGGUGAGAAAUUCGAACUCUUUUCUGAUCAUAAGAGUUUGAAGUACCUGUUCUCCCAGAAGGAGUUGAACAUGAGGCAGAGGAGAUGGAUGGAGCUCAUCAAAGACUAUGAUUUCACUUUGGAGUAUCAUCCUGGAAAGGCCAAUGUAGUGGCAGAUGCUUUGAGUAGGAAGCCCCGAGUAAUCAUGGCAUCGCUUAUGGUACAGGAGUGGCUUAUAUUGAUCAUUCAGGGUCAGACACUUGAUGAGUUUGCUCAGGCAAGGAUUGCUGAGAUGACUGCAGAUCCGAAUGUGGAGGGCCCUUGUGAGCGGGCUAUUGGGACAGAUGGAGGGUUGAGAUUUCGUGGAAGAUUGUAUGUACCAACUGUUGAUAACCUUAAGGAGGAGGUCAUGAAGGAAGCGCAUAGAUCUUGA
Molecule: messenger RNA, 3024 nt
Organism: Rosa chinensis
Lineage: Eukaryota; Viridiplantae; Streptophyta; Magnoliopsida; Rosales; Rosaceae
Exons: 3
Coding region: 1-3024 (1007 amino acids)
Molecular function (GO): zinc ion binding; nucleic acid binding
Source: RefSeq, a predicted model, not a curated record